Alternaria burnsii is the source of this 1455-nucleotide messenger RNA. Its product is annotated as peptidase family c54 protein. Gene Ontology annotation, molecular function: protein-phosphatidylethanolamide deconjugating activity. The annotation marks the transcript as partial. The record is from RefSeq and is a predicted model, not a curated record. NCBI's taxonomy places the organism in Eukaryota, Fungi, Ascomycota, Dothideomycetes, Pleosporales, Pleosporaceae. The transcript has 2 exons.
CUAGGCAACCUCAUCUCGGACCUCCGCAUCACCUCCGCAUCCAUCGUCGCCCUGGCCACACCACCUAUAGUUGCAGCCAUCAUGCAUGACUUCGAGCGCGUUACCCGUAACGUCGUCCGUACCUUCUACGACCCUCCGCCUACGAACGACUCCAACGAACCCAUAUGGCUGCUGGGCCAACGUUACGACCCCCGUCCUCCGCCAUCCAAGCCGACGCCUACUGAUUCCCCAUCCGCCGGGACGCCCACGCCCCAGUCCGAGCGCAACGAAGAUGAAAGCUGGAUAAGGACCAGCAUCGAAGAGACAGAGCGCAGAGAAGCUCCAAAUGGCGAGGAUCCGGCACAAUACGGCAACUGGCCUUCUGCCUUCCUCGACGACUUCGAGUCGCGCAUAUGGAUGACCUACCGCUCUGGCUUCACGGCCAUCCAGAAGAGCCAGGAUCCGAAGGCAACGAGCGCCAUGAGUUUUCGCGUGCGCAUGCAGAACCUCGCCUCACCUGGCUUCACAUCGGACACGGGCUUUGGGUGCAUGAUCAGGAGUGGGCAGUGCAUCCUCGCCAAUGCGCUGCAGAUACUACGUCUCGGGCGGGACUGGAGAUACCAAGAGAAGCCUGAUGCAAAGGAGCAUCAACAGAUACUCUCCAUGUUUGCCGACGAUCCGAAAGCGCCCUUUUCUAUCCAUCGCUUCGUCGAGCAUGGCGCUGCUGUAUGCGGAAAGUACCCUGGCGAGUGGUUUGGUCCCUCGGCAGCAGCACGUUGCAUACAAGAUCUAGUGCACAAGAAUAAGGAAGCUGGGCUGAGAGUGUACGUGUCAGGCGAUGGUGCUGAUGUGUAUGAGGAUAAGCUGAAGGAGAUCGCCAUGGAGGAUGACGGUGAAUGGCAGCCUACACUAAUCCUAGUCGGCACGAGGUUGGGCAUCGACAAGAUUACACCAGUAUACUGGGAAGCACUAAAGGCGAGCCUGCAGAUGAAGCAGAGUAUUGGUAUUGCAGGUGGCCGACCAUCAGCAUCACACUACUUUGUAGCCACGCAGGCGAACAACUUCUUCUACCUCGACCCCCACAGCACACGCCCACUGCUACCCUACCGCCCUCCUCCAUCGUCCACCGACAGCGAGGCAGGAGCGUCAUCUUCCACACUAGAAGCCUCAGCAACGUCCACCUCGUCAUCCACGACCAUUGUUCCUUCAUCAAACGCAUCAUAUUCCGCAGAAGAACUCGCAACCUGCCACACACGCCGCAUCCGCCGUCUUCAGAUCCGCGAGAUGGACCCCUCCAUGCUCCUUGCAUUCCUCAUAACAUCGAAGGAAGACUACGACAAUUGGAAAGAAGGCGUCCGCAGCGUGCAAGGUAAGAGCGUGGUUCACGUGCAAGACAAAGAGCCAGCGCCGCGAGGACAGGAAAGAGAGGGUGCUAUUGACGAAGUUGAAAGCUGGGAUGAGGAUGGCUUACAGUAG